UAGCUGUUUUCGACAACAACCGUUGACAUGCCACUUUAUGCUAGGAUUAUUGGUGAAAUUUAUUAGACAGCAUUUAUUUCUUGAUUAACUUUUUUGGGGAAGAUAAUGAGCUUGGGCUCAUCAUACUAGUAAUACAUUGGGAUGAUUUAUUUACAAAUGUACUGGCAAUUUUGCUCGUGACAUGUAGGGCCUGAAUAUAUGUAGCCAUAUGAUUGGUUCAAGUACGUGACGCUGGCAUGAUGAUUUGGGUUUCUUGGUAACGGAAUUUCAACGCUGAGAGCUUGUAAUUUGAUAAUUUAAUAAUGAUUGUGAUAUUUGCCCCGCCUGGUGGCCUGGGCACUUAAAUGCUCUCCGACUACAUGAGACCGCUCAUUAUACUCUGUCGUCAGUAACGUGAAUCAACGAUAGGCCUAGGCAAGAAGAAGUAUCACUAAUUAUCUCUAGAAAAAAAACUGUAAACAGUAGUUUUUGACAUGGCAGCUGAACAUUUCACACUAUUUUGUCAGCUCAUUUCUUGGGCAACAAUUUUGGUUCUAACCGCCGAUGUACAGCAAGUUUUCAAUCACCAGUCAGGUUCAAUUUGGUGUACGAUUAUCGGUUCUGGCAUUAAUGAUACACAAAUCAGCCGAAAUCAUGCGAAAAAUCACAAGGAUUGUCACCUGUCGUGUGGGGCCGAUCCAGCGUGCGAGUCCACGAAUUACAUCCCAAGCAAGCGUCUGUGUGAGAUGAACGCUGCGUCGCACAGUGACUGCCCCCGUAGCUUCGUACAGAGGAAUGACGCAAUCUACACGCCCAAAUUCAAGACAGAUUGCAGACACUGCGUGCCGGCUUACUCCAACUUUGGAGAAUCUUCACAUCUUGAAGCGCAUUACGCUUUUGAGGGUAACUUGUUGGACUCAACUAGCGCUGGUAGGAAUGGCUUGGCAAGUGGCGAAGUUUUCUAUCCCAGAGGAGUAUGCGGGAGGGCUGCUUCGUUCAACGGUCACAGCAAAAUAGACGUCGAUGCUUUCCGUCAGUUUGCCUUGGGAUCUCGUUUCAGUGUCAGUGCUUGGUUCAAACGAACCAAUCCCGAUGGCUAUCAAGGAAUCGUCAAUGCUGGCUAUAGCGAGGAUGGCUCCUGGGAAGUCCGCAUGACAGACAGCGCAGGCGGGACAGGAAUCGGUGGCACAGUCAUCACCUCGCAUUAUGAAAAAGUAUGGCCUUACAAUGUCGUGAAAGUGAGUCUGAAUGACUGGCAUCACGUCAUCAUGACGUAUAACGGCUCCCAGCUACUGUUUUACGUGGACAAUGAACUGCAGACCGGUACGAGUGAUUGUUGUACAGGCGAGAUUUUGUCGAAAGAUAUCCCGGUGACCAUCGGGCAGGCAGGAAGGGGUCACGCGAUGGAGUAUUUCUUCGGCUUUAUUGAUGAGGUCAAGAUCUUUACCACUACCCUGUGCCCCGAGGAGGUUGACAAGAUGUUUCGUUUUCCUUGCACCUGUUAGGAUGCAAAUUUAGACUGUUGGAAAAGUUGUCGAUAUCAAACCGCUUAGGCCUACGGAUAAUGGAAUCAAUAAUGCUUAAGU
Molecule: messenger RNA, 1565 nt
Organism: Patiria miniata (bat star)
Lineage: Eukaryota; Metazoa; Echinodermata; Asteroidea; Valvatida; Asterinidae
Exons: 3
Coding region: 474-1484 (336 amino acids)
Source: RefSeq, a predicted model, not a curated record